UCCCGUUAAAGUAGUUUAAUAUUCCCUCCCAGACGAAAGCCUCUGCUCAACUUCAGCCUCUGCGAUUCGUCACGCGCACACUCAUUGACUCCGUUGCACACAGAACCUUCCUGAACCGAAGUGACGCAUUCUUCCUCUCUUCAGCUUUGUUGGAACCAAGGGAACACGCAGUAUUAAUCUCUCCGCAAAAAUAGUGGAUCAUGGCCUCCGUUAUGCAGAAGCUCAUCACCCCCCUGAGCAGCGGCCCCAGUGAGGCCCCCAGGAACAAGGUGACCGUGGUGGGAGUGGGGCAGGUGGGCAUGGCCUGUGCUGUCAGCAUCCUGCUGCGGGAGAUGGCUGAUGAGUUGGCUCUGGUGGAUGUCAUUGAGGACAAACUGAAAGGGGAGAUGAUGGACCUGCAGCACGGAAGCCUCUUCCUUAAGACACCCAAAAUCGUAGCUGAUAAAGACUACUCCGUGACGGCCAACUCCCGCAUCGUCGUGGUGACGGCUGGGGUGCGUCAGCAGGAGGGCGAGAGCCGGCUGAACCUGGUGCAGAGGAACGUCAACAUCUUCAAGCAUAUCAUUCCGCAGAUCAUCAAGUACAGCCCUGACUGCAUCCUCGUUGUGGUGUCCAAUCCAGUGGACGUCCUGACCUAUGUGACCUGGAAGCUCAGUGGCCUGCCCAAGCACCGUGUCAUCGGCAGCGGAACCAACCUGGACUCCGCCCGCUUCCGCUAUCUGAUGGCCGAAAAACUGGGCAUCCACUCCACCAGCUUCAACGGCUGGAUCCUCGGAGAGCACGGAGACUCCAGCGUGCCUGUGUGGAGCGGUGCCAACGUGGCAGGGGUGAAUCUGCAGAAGUUGAACCCUGAUAUCGGCACUGAUGCUGACAAAGAGAACUGGAAGGAUGCGCACAAGAUGGUGGUGGACAGUGCUUAUGAAGUGAUCAGGCUGAAGGGCUACACUAACUGGGCCAUCGGUCUGAGUGUGGCUGACCUGGCUGAGUCCCUCAUCAAAAACCUGAACAGGAUCCACCCUGUUUCCACCAUGGUCAAGGGCAUGUACGGGAUCAGUGAUGAGGUGUACCUGAGCCUGCCCUGCGUGCUGAACAACGGCGGCGUGAGCAGCGUCAUCAACAUGACCCUGACGGACGAGGAGAUCGCUCAGCUGAAGAAGAGCGCUGACACUCUGUGGGGCAUCCAGAAGGAUCUGAAGGACCUGUAAUUCCCUGAUGCACCAGCAGAGGGCGCAUCACACUCCGAAAUCCUCCAUUCACCACGUCUGCACUACAGUCCUCUCCUGCCGUUACUGCUACACUCUUCCUCCUCUCUCCUACCUUUACUAUUGCACUCCACCUCUUUCUGAACAAUACUGCUACACUCCAACGCCUAUCUUGUGCUUUCACCAACACACUCCCACUGCUCAUCAAUUCACUUCAGGAGUAACUGUGUGUCCUUAUCCCCCUCAUAGACUGUGAUCAGGUUUUUUAAUUUUUUAACAUUUCAGAAUGACACCUAGACUUAUUUUGCCACGUGCUCUCUAUGUGCGACUAUUUGGGCAUGGUGAGACAGAAAAGAGCCUCUGAUUCUCUCUGCCAAGGUCACAGGGAAAGCAUAGUGAGGAGCAUAAGAUUGGCCAUACUGUUACUGUUAGUUCUGUUGUACUUUGUGGUGAACAGUGUCCAUGACUAAAUAAAACAUAUGAGCUCA
Molecule: messenger RNA, 1690 nt
Organism: Conger conger (European conger)
Lineage: Eukaryota; Metazoa; Chordata; Actinopteri; Anguilliformes; Congridae
Gene: ldhba
Product: lactate dehydrogenase Ba
Exons: 8
Coding region: 201-1205 (334 amino acids)
Biological process (GO): carboxylic acid metabolic process
Cellular component (GO): cytoplasm
Molecular function (GO): L-lactate dehydrogenase (NAD+) activity
Source: RefSeq, a predicted model, not a curated record